UUUUUCUUUUUCUUUUUCUUUUUUUUUUUUGCUUUUCAUACCAUGGAUUCUCAAACAAAAAUCGCUCUGACUCGUAUUGAGCAAAUCAAGAACCAGUUAAACUUGUCUCCUUCCCCUAUGUCUCGCCAGGCACCCAAGGAUAUGGCAAAAGAACGUAUCGCCGCAGAAUUUGACAUUGAAGCACUUGCUGCAUUAUGGGCCGGGGGGAAACAAAAAUACGAGUUAGUUAAAAAGGCACAUGCCCUUAUUGAACAUGACCCUUUGUUGGUCAUUCAAUCACCUCGUAAUUAUCUGGGGCUUUCAAGGCCAGAAAUGCGUGAAUUCACCAUGGGACAAAUCUAUCGAGUCCAUCAACUGGUAUCUGAAAUCAAUGACAAAGACUUUAUUAAAGAAAUAGAGAAUGCUGUUGCCAAUUACAAUGAGCAUUUUGCCAUGCGAUUCUUUGUAUCAAAUUCGCUUUUCAAAAAUGUGGUCAACAUGAUUGGCGAUAAAGAACAACAAGAAAGAUACGUUCAAGAGGUGGAUGAUUAUAGACUAUUUGGGUGUUUUGCAAUGACUGAACUAGGUCAUAGUUCUGCUUUGCGUGAGAUUGAGACAACAGCUACCUUUGAUCUUGCCACAGAUGAAUUUGUGCUUGAUUCUCCCUCCAUUACUUCUACCAAAUGGUGGAUCGGUGGUGCUGCUGAAACAGCGACGCAUGCAGUAGUCAUUGCGCAAACCAUUAUCCAUGGUAAAGAAGUCGGCUUAAACUGGUUUGUUGUUCAAGUUCGUAACAAGCAUGACGGUGCACUGGAACCAGGCGUAUUUAUUGGCGACAUUGGCGAAAAAGUAGGCCAUGCCGGUGUAGAUAACGGUUGGAUUCAGUUCAAUAAGAGACGUAUUCCUCGUCGAGAUAUGUUGUCUAAAUGGGUGAGUCUGGAUCGUCACGGAAACUAUUCUCCAGCACCCAAUCCUGCUGUCAUGUAUGCUACUUUGAUCCCUGAGCGUCUUGCUCUGAUCGGCGUCACAACACAGCUCAUCUCUCAAGCGCUUACGAUUACAACUCGUUAUGGUGUUGUACGCCGUCAAGGCGAUAAAAACCAGCAAAUCAUGGACUAUCAAUCGCAUUACGCCAAGCUCAUCCCUGCUAUAGCGUUCAUGUAUAUGCUAAAGACUUCUUCUGCUGAAAUUUAUGGACAGUUUGAGGUCUUGAUUGCAGGUGGUAAGAUGGACCCUACUAUCUAUUUGAAUCAUAUGGGUGAUAUGCAUGCUUUGGCUUCUUCCCUCAAAGGAUUGGCUGGUUGGUAUUCAACAGAGAUCCUUGAAACAUGCCGUCGAAGCUGUGGUGGACAUGCUUAUUCUUCUUAUAAUGCCAUUGGUCAACUCGUUGCUGAUUGGGGUGUGAUGACAACAGGCGGUGGUGAUAAUGUAGUACUUUUACAACAAGCCUGCCGUUACCUCGUGUAUACAUUGGACAAAAAACUAGAACAUGAUACUUAUCCUAAGCUUCAGUUCGAAAGUUCUUCUCAUUACAUCAAGGAUGCUAAAAUAUAUCUUGAAAACAAAGUCUGGUCUGUCACAGAUGCUUCUGAUUGUCUUACCGAUUUCACAUUGAUUGAAGAAGCAUUAAAUACAGUGCUUGUAAAGCGAUUGAAUAGUAUUCGUAUGGCUCACAAGAAUCGAUCUGAUGUUUUGCUUGAAUCUGUUCGAGUAGCAGAACUUCAUUGUGCAGCCUAUCUGUUCCAUAUCGGUGCUAAAAAGUUUGGUCAACCCAUUGGAACCAAAGGCAUUGAACCUAGUGUCUUGGCGAUCAUGAAAAAACUGACUGCUGUUUGGGGUCUUCAUGUCCUUCAUACCUAUGGUGAUCAAGGUUUUAAAGAAGGUUAUUUCACACCUCAGCACAUUAUCAGUAUUGAAAAGACAUACAUUGACACCUGUAGAUCGCUUCGUAGCCAAGUUAUCGGGCUUACAGAUGGUUUUGGACAUCCUGAUUUUGUAUUGAAAGCACCUAUUGCUCGUUACGAUGGUGAUAUCUAUCAACCUUAUUUUGAAACCCUUUUGGCUGCACCAGGAAGUGUUGGCAUUGCACCUUACCAUGCCAAAUACAUCAAGCCUUUAACAGAUCGUGAAAGUAAUAAGAAAUCAGCAUAAUUUAGACCUUCUUUAUAAAUAAAUAAUAUUUUGUACCUGCAUUCAUUAAAUGAGAUGUA
This is a messenger RNA of Gilbertella persicaria, 2189 nucleotides long. RefSeq names its product acyl-CoA dehydrogenase/oxidase. The coding region runs from base 43 to 2130 and encodes 695 amino acids. Lineage: Eukaryota; Fungi; Mucoromycota; Mucoromycetes; Mucorales; Choanephoraceae. The record is from RefSeq and is a predicted model, not a curated record. Gene Ontology annotation, molecular function: acyl-CoA oxidase activity; fatty acid binding; FAD binding. Gene Ontology annotation, biological process: lipid homeostasis; fatty acid beta-oxidation using acyl-CoA oxidase. The transcript is spliced from 5 exons. Gene Ontology annotation, cellular component: peroxisome.